AUGGUCCUCGGAUCCCGGAUCCAGUGGGAGCGUGAGCUUCCUGGCGGUGUCCUUUUGGGUGUUGAGCUGUCAGACUCAGAUGCAAGCCUGGAUUCGGCUAAGAUUAUUUACAGCCCGUGUCGCUGUUGUACAAUAGCGGCAGAUAGUGCAGCGACGGCCAUGCGGACGCGGGCCUUAUCUGUCGCUGUCGACUGCUUCGCCUUUGGGCUCGACAUCGCCUGCAAGAAUUGCCUAUGGCACAUCGAAGGCGAUAGGAUGAUGUGGUCUGUCGGCGCCCAGAUGGUGCAGUACAACACCCAGUCGCAGGAGAUGCGGUUUCUCCCUCUGGCCGAUCGAGGGGUUCGUGCCCUGGUACUCGCCGUGGCCUCUAACUUCAAGUACUUUGCGGUGGCGGAAAAGGUGCCGGGACUGGAGUACGACCAGAUACAUGCAUGCACACACACAGAGCUGUGGUUGUGCAUGUGCAUUGAGAACAGCAAGUAUCUGCUGGUUCAGUACGGCACCCCUGACUGGACGUUGGUAGUUUGGCGGUGGUACAACGGAAAGGUAUUGGCUGCGCAUCGGAUGGAGUCUCGUCCCAUACUGACAGCUCGCUUCAGUCCCGUGGACGAUCUACUGCUUGCCGUACUGACACCUACUUCCGUACUGCAGUACAGAAUGCAUCUCGAUAGGGAGGUGUUCACGAUGCUGGCGUCGCCGCCGGACGCUCUGGAGCCGCAUUUCGAGGUGGCCAUGAAGCGACCUAGUGUCGUACGCUUCUCUACCGGCGGAGCGAUGUUCGCGUACGUCGGCCGUACGAAUGCUGUACACAUUCAUGCGACAUACCACGGCCAGCCCCAGCUCGCGGCUCUCAAGGCCCACGCCUCCUUGGUCUUGGAUCUCCGGUUUUCGGUGGACGAUCGAAUGCUUAUUUCUGUGGGAGUUGGAGGAGCAGUCUAUUUUUGGGAUCUUAAUACGUUCAGCCGAGUUAUGGAUCUGGAACUGGUGGACAAACAGGCGCUGUACUGCUCUGUGGCCGUGUACAACUCCGAAACCGGCGCGGCGGUGGUUCGCGCAUCCGACGGACGAAUGCAGCAGAUCUACAACGGCAAGGUGCAGUACGAGGUCAUGUGCAAGGGCGGUCAAAUGGCGCCUGCGUGUCUCCUAGGGGCGGAUAAGGUGCUGUUAGCCGCGGACGACAGCGGCGGUGUUGUCUCCCAUGCCUGGCCUUCUGACCUGCCUCCCCGUCCAGGGUUUGCCUCCGUCGCACCCCCACCUCACACCUACCCCAUUCACUCGUUCGCGGGCGGGGGCAUCACCAGGAUGGCGCUCGUCGCCUCCCGGGGACUGCUGUUCACGGCAAACGGUGACGGAACCAUAAUGAUGAGCAACAUAGCCCUGGUGCUGGACGGAGUCCUGAUGGAGUCCACCUUUGGUGCCGUACACACACGGGGCCGUCUAGCCGCCGCCACCGCCGCCGCCGCCAACUCAAGAAUGGGCUCCGCGGCCUCGCAGCGCCUGCUAAACAUUGGCGCUGCCGCCGCCGCCGCCGCCGGAGGGGGAGGGGGAGGGGGAGGGGUGCCACAGGGGGCGGCGGCGCAGAUGGGCGCCGCCGCCGCCGCCGCCGGCGCGUCGUCGUCAUCCACGUCGACGUCAUCUGUUCCGUACUACAUUACCAUUCCGGAGGAGCGUUUCUUGGCGAUUCGUGAGCGGGCGAUUGAAGUGGCGCAGAUGGUCGGCCAUGCCAAGAACGAUGCUGAAUAUCAGGAAUCUGGUCGGCUUCAUGAGCGCCAAGUGGUGAAGGAGUUGGAGGGGGCGCAUAUGAGUGCUGCGGAAGACCUUGAGGCGCUGUACGAGAAGCGAUUGCAGGUCGAGGUGGAACGGGUUAGGGCGAUGGCAGCUGCCCGCGAUGACGCGCGCUACCGGGGGGAGGAGGAGGUCAAGAGGAUGAGACUCGCGCAUGAAAGGGAAUUGCAGGAGCUCCGGAACCACUAUGAGGCCCAGCUGGCGGCUAUGGACUCCAAGAUGUCCGAGGCGGCUGACGUCAGAGCUGAGCAGGACCGCUUCUUCAAUGAGUACGUGAAACAGGAGGACUUUGAGGACCACAGUCAGCGCAUCAACAAGAAGGUGUCGGUGUUGACGGAGGCGGCCGAAUCCCGGGAACAGCGGCUCAAGGCGGACAACAACAUCCUUAAACGGACCAACCUCAGACUUAAAGCGGACAAGACCAUCGACAUGAAGCGAAUGGACAAACUGACAGCCGACAACGCGGCUCUUAGGGAGCAAACCGAGGAUCUCAAACUCACCAUCGCCAAACUCAAAAAAGAGCUAGAUGAACGGGAUGCGGUCAACGCGGACAACUACGUCACCAUCCAACAACUUCGCCGCAAGCUCCAAGAGCUGGAGAAACACAAAUACGUCUUGUCGUACAAGGCUGAGACGUACGCGCAAAAGCUGGAGCCCCAGCUCGAGGAAAUCGCCAAGCUGCAGGACUCAUUAGAGGGCCACGGCAGGGAGCUGCUCAACCAGGCCAAGAGAACGCAACUCCUGAACCGCCAUGUCGCCGAGAAGGACUCCGCUCUGCGCACCGCCAUGGCCAGCCUCGCCGACUUCAAACGGCGCUGUGAGCUCCAAGACGCCGCGAUUACCGCCUUUGCCCAGGAGCUGUACGGCGCCAUGCAGCUGCCGGAUGAUCGGUCCGUACACGGCAAAUCUGCACGACAAAAGGCCCUGGACGAUUUGGUACGGAAGUAUUGUCUGGGUGACCCGCGGGCGAACGCCAACAGGAAUGCGGCGAGUGAGGCGAUUGCGGCGGCGGCGGCGGCGGAGACGCGAGUGGUGUUGCUGCAGUGGCGGUUGGAUCAGGAGACUCGGACGCAGCGGGCGACUCAGCGACUGACUUUGAACCAGAACAGCCAGCUGCUUCGGGAGCUGCAGGUGGCUCAGCAGGAUAACAGGGCGCUCCGAGACCGCGUGGACGCGGCCUUCGUGGCUCUUAGGGAGAUGCAACACCGCUACGCCAUGUUGGAGCGGCGAGCUGGAAUCAAAUCGGGCAGCCGCGCCGGGGAUGAAGAUCUGCUGGACGGCAGCGGUGGUGGCGGCGGCGGCGGCGGGGAGGAUGUCGACACUCCGGAGCGCGCUAACGCCGCCGCCGCCUCCGGCGGCGGAGGCGGCGGCGGCGUCGCGAGCCUGUCAGGCCGUGUGCCGCCUUCACGGCCAGGUACGGCCGUCGCCGCCACCGGCCGGCGUACACCCUUGUCAGCCGGCGGCGGCCUGCAUCGCCAUUCGCACCACCAUCCCCAGGUACGGCCGGGGACAGCGGGAGGAACCCGUACGCGACCCCCGUCGGCGGGUUUGGGGCCGUACCGCAGCGGCGGUCCCGCUGGCGGCGGCGUCAGCGGCGUCGCCAGGGGUGCACCGCUGCGUGCCUUUGCGGAGUUGCUGAUCUCCGAGCGCCAGCGCAUGCAGGCGCUAGCAGCCCAACUGGAGAGCGGCGCGGUGGCGGUGGAGCAGCAGCAACGGGCGCUUCUGGGGCUCCGUGAUCAGUUGGCGGCGGAGGCGGCCGCCGCUGACGGCGACGGCGACGGCAACACCGGAGGCGAUGGGGGCGGAGACGGCGGUUUCGACGGCGACGGCAACGGCAACGGCUUCGGCAACGGGCUAGUUCAAAGCGGUCGCGACAGCGAUGGCGGGGAGGGGGAUCUGGGCAUCAUGCCCAGCUUUGGGAGGUUCGGCGCUUCACUUCAGGGUGGCGAAGGGAUAUUAGAUGGUGGCGGAGGCGCGGACGCGGCGGGAAGUACGGCAGCUACGGGCGGAAGCGCUAGUCAAGGUGACGGAAGCAGUAGCAGCAGGCGUGUGACAGUAGCCAGCAACGGCGGCGGCGGCGGCGGCGGCGGCGGCAGUCCCAUCUUCGGCGGCGCCAACACAGCGUCGUACCACGCGCCGGGGGUCCGCGGACUCAACUUGGCGGGCGGCGGUGGCGGCGGUUUUGGCAGUGGUGGCGGCGGAGCCCCUGCCCGGCUGCGACCCACCUCCGCGGGGGGUGUGGGUCUGCGCGCAUUCACCGACGAGAAGGUCGACCGGUUCCUGCCACCGCCAGCAUGCACACAGCAGGAUCUGCCUUUCUGA
Volvox carteri f. nagariensis is the source of this 4107-nucleotide messenger RNA. RefSeq lists its product as uncharacterized. Gene Ontology annotation, molecular function: protein binding. NCBI's taxonomy places the organism in Eukaryota, Viridiplantae, Chlorophyta, Chlorophyceae, Chlamydomonadales, Volvocaceae. The transcript is spliced from 21 exons. The coding region runs from base 1 to 4107 and encodes 1368 amino acids. The record is from RefSeq and is a predicted model, not a curated record.